Numida meleagris (helmeted guineafowl) is the source of this 3284-nucleotide messenger RNA. RefSeq names its product tripartite motif-containing protein 2-like. The record is from RefSeq and is a predicted model, not a curated record. The coding region runs from base 598 to 1059 and encodes 153 amino acids. Lineage: Eukaryota; Metazoa; Chordata; Aves; Galliformes; Numididae. The transcript has 4 exons.
CUUGCAGAUACCUUUACCCUCUGUAAGCAGACCAGAAUUGAUCAUUGAUACUGAUCAGCAGCACUGUUGGUUCUCUCCACAUAAAAUAUUUCUGAGAGGUGUGAAACUGCCUCAUCCUUUACCUCUGCCUGAAGCAAAGCAGUAUGUGUGGUUGAUCAGGAAACUAACCUGUUUACCUUUUGGUUGACCUCAGAGAGUAAGAAAGGGCAUACCAGUGGCUGUACCAGGCCAGACUUGCCUGGGCAGUUUGCAACUGGCCACAAUUCAAAAAAAUUCUCAGUAUUCUCCAAGCAAAGCACAGGGUGCACUACUUGCACAGGCAAAACCCUGCAAAGCAGUCAACAGCCUCUCCAAGUUGUGCCUCUCCAAGUUUUCUCUCUUGCUACAGGGAAACAACUUUUCUGUCUGUGUUUUAAUGCUCUUCACAUCUACUCCUAGAGGAAGCCACCUCACCCACUGCUUAUUUAAAACUGGGAGCAUCGCAUUCCCUGACUACCACCUUUUUUUGGAAAGACAAAGUCUCCAUAUUGGUCUUUUCUUUCCAGUCAGUAUUCUGUGAUCACUUCUUCUGUCUUCUAAUUCCCUAUAAGAAGAGUUAUGAAGCACGUGAGGUGCUUACAGAACUACAUUCCAGCCCAUAGCUUAACCCUUCCUUGCCCCAUGUGCCGCCAGACUUCAAUUCUGCCAGAGAAAGGAGUUUCUGCACUCCAGAACAACUUCUUUAUCAGCAACCUGAUGGAUGUUCUGCAACGAAUUCCAGAGAACAGCAUUGAAGAGUCCUCUUUGGAGACUGUCACUGAUCUUGCUGUGGGCAAACCGCUCCCCUGCCCCAGUCACAAUGGAAAUGUAAAAAAAAAAAGUUUGUCUGCAAUGAAAAUUGGGCCACCUUAUACCUAUCUGAAAACUCCUUUUGAGGAGAAGUUGCUAGUGGGAAUGUUUUCGUUGAUCAAUUUUGUGACUUCUGUGGAAAUACAGCGGAAACCAGUGUUGGACACCAUACCUACCCUAGAGCUCCCAUCCACUUGGAAACGAGGAGUUCAGGCAAACUUUUUUUUCUGAGCUGUUUCAUGAAACAAACCUGUCAUCAAGAAAAGCUUGCUGGGAAUGUCACAAAAUAUGAGGCUCUUGUUGGAAGUGGAGGGGAGAGCAGAAAAGCCAGUAGCACAUGUCUGUCUGUACGUAGAAAUAACGAAAAAAGAAUCUUAGUUGAUUAAGAAAUAUUUGACAAAAUCAUAGGGAAUCAACUUAUCCAAAAACUCCAAGCCUGAAUCAUAUUAAUAAUAGCUUUUCUUUCUGCUUCAGCUAUGGCACAAUCCAAAGACUUUCAUGGGAAAUGGGAUCUAUUUCACUCGAACCAUUUUGAAUGUGGUUGAGGCAAAGAAGACAGUUUUUGUGCAGACAUUUAUAUAUAACUCCUUAUAGUCUGCUUGCUAUUACCAUUUUGUCUUCUGUUUCUCUGGCACUUGAAUAUACGUUGCUGUAAAUGUAAUGAAGUUCGUUAUGAAAUAUUUAAUAGGAAAAAGAAAUUCUGCAUUAUUCUUUCAUUGUGUCUAAAGAUAACAAAUAUUGAACAGGUAAGGAGCUUGUUAAAGUGUCCUGAACAUGAGCAUUAAAUUAUGAAGAGGCAGAAAUAUGAACUUAUGACCCAGAUUCAAAAUAAAUGAGCAUUUAUGGCCAUAUAAAAAUACUUAGCUUCGUCAUGAACAACAUUUUAUUUUGCAAAUUUUUGAAGCCUUUAUAAAGACUUUAAAUCGUAAACUCUGUUUAACUGACUUCCUCUAUGCACUGUGAAACUGUGCCACGUCUUAAAGCCUACCAAAGCCAGGCCUCGGAAGACCUGCUACUGUAAGGCUGCUAAGUUCAGAGUUAUUGGAGUAGUAUUGAUAGGAGUUGCCAUUGUUUAGAUCUACGUGUUCUUUCCUUGCUGAUGCAUUCCGUCUUACCAAGAUUAUUUGGAGCAGCUUUUACUUUGUCUCUAAAGUGGCUUACACAAGUGGCCAUCAAAUAACUAACCCCUCGCUGCAUGCUCAUCUCGUAUCUUGUGAAUUGUGAUAAGAAGGAAGAAUGGGAAUAUGAUGGAAAGGAGCUUAUCAGAGAAAAAUCCCUAUUAAUGCUAAUAAGCCAUAUGCAAGUUGUGGUUCUUACUUUUAUCUCCUAAUUCUCAAGACUAGGAACGGCCAACUAUUUUGCACAGAGCUGUUACACGUCCCUCUGCUCUCCUGAAAACAUCUGGUUCUACUUUACCCGUGCAACUACCUGAUGUCAACCAACAUCUCAGCACACCCCUCAGUCUGAGGUCUGAGUGCCAAAAGCAUCAAACAAGUUAUAUGAGAUUCUGAUGCUAUGCUCUGAAUGCAAGAGAACUGCCAAUGGCUUUCUUUGAAGCAAAUACUGAGUUGCCUUAUAAACUCUGAAAUAAGCCUAAAAUACUUUGUAUUCAAGAGUUUUCUAGCUGUAGAAGAAUGUCACCUGCUGAACUUGCAUUUGUGCAUUAUUUCGACUAGCAUAUGAUUUUGGGCACAGCACUUUUCUGUCUCUUUCCCUUCAUGAAUACAUUCACAUUUGGGGGUAUUUAUUACAUAUAUAGACUUCAUUUUUUAAUCUCCAGACAGUGUUUUACUGCGGAUGUAGCAGGUGGAAACAAUCUUCAUUUUCAAGUGUAGAUCUGCGCCCUUAUUAUAAUCUCAGAUACAGGGUUUUGAUGGCUUGAAGGGAUUAGUAAUAGGAGAUGGAUCUUGUCCCCUGCAGCACAUCGGUUCAUUGAGGAUGCUUUUCUGUAGCAAAUAAGCAUGGUGUUUGGUGGUCUCAGCUGUGUUCAUGUUGCACCGGUGGCCCUGUUAGGAAUAACGGCUGAAGCUUACAAUUUCUGUGGCAGCCCCUUAAUGGAGAUUAAGGAUUGAAUUCAUGAGGGGACCUGAGUGCCCUGAUUUAUUUAUUUAUUUAUUUAUUUUUGAGUUCUUUCAUAGAGUAAUAAAGAGACCAAAGCUUACUGUUGUCUAAAGAUAAUGUUGCCUUGAGGUCCAGUGUUCUAUUUCCUAGGUUACUGUUCUCAUGUUUCCCAAUAGAAUAAAAUGCAUUUUAAAGAGUGUUUAGGUAGGAAAUACGUAAGAAUAACAGGUAUCUUUUAAGUAGUAGAUUUUAUUGACAUACAACAGAGCACAAACUUUGUUUCCUUUUGAACUGUAAUCUAAGAGCUUAGAUAAUAACAUGUGAGUUCAAGACCCAGAAAGGUGUGCUUUGAACUGAUGCUACUGCUGCUGCCGUGUUUUAAUCUAGAAUUGUGC